AUGAAAAGGCGCAGCGCAUUUUUUGCGACGAAUAAGUUCGGUCUGCUUGCAGGGCUGGCCUAUCCGGAUCUCGAUAAAGAGCGCUUCCGCACGAGCUGCGACCUCAUGAACAUCUUUUUCGUCCUCGACGACCUCACCGACGUGGCGACUGCAUCCGAGGUGCGGGAGAUGAGCAACGCCGUGGUGGAUGCUCUCCGCAAUGCGGAUAAGCCCAGGGCGCAUGAUGAAUGGGUAGGUGGGGAGAUCGCACGACAGUUUUGGAUCCUCGCCAGAAACUACUUCGCCCUUCGCCGGGUCACCGUCGGCCUCAAGCCAUCCUUGAUGAUUUUUGAGUUUGGAAUGGAACUCCCCCGUGAGGUUUUGCAGCACCCAACCAUAGAGAAGCUGUCACUGUUGUGUACCGACCUGAUACUUAUUGAUAAUGACAUGGCGUCCUACAACAAGGAACAGGCAUGUGGAGACGACAAGCACAACAUCGUUGCGAUUGCCAUGGACCAGCUCCACUUGGAUGUCCAGGGCGCGAUGAACUGGGCCGCCGACUACCACGCCGCGACCGUACGGCAGUUUAGGGAAGUGUACGAGACCAUCCCCCGCUGGGGGGGCCAGGUUGAUCUGGACAUUGAAACCUACGUGGACGGGAUGGGAAACUGGGUUCGCGCCAACGUCCAGUGGAGCUUCGAGUCGGAACGAUACUUUGGGAACAAGAGCGGCAGGGUCAUGACGACACGGAGAAUGUCGCUAUUGCCUAGAACGCGGCCCGAGGAUGUUGGGCUCAGUGAAAUAUGCGCCGUCAAGGGAUAA
Messenger RNA from Hirsutella rhossiliensis, 801 nucleotides. RefSeq names its product delta(6)-protoilludene synthase. NCBI's taxonomy places the organism in Eukaryota, Fungi, Ascomycota, Sordariomycetes, Hypocreales, Ophiocordycipitaceae. Bases 1 to 801 code for a protein of 266 amino acids. The record is from RefSeq and is a predicted model, not a curated record. The transcript is spliced from 7 exons.